AUGAUCUCUUAUUCAAUAGGCUCUUUAUUCUUCUUCUUCUUCUUCUUCUUCUUCUUCUUCUUCUUCUUCUUCUUCUUCUCAGUUGUCUUUUUCUGCUCAUUGUCUCAUUCCUUUUCUUUCUUUCUUUCUUUCUUUCAUUCUUUCUUUCUUUACUUUUUUCUUCCUCUUUUUCUCCAUCUUUUUUUCUUCUUUUUCCUAUUCGCUUUUUUUUCUCUUUUCUCCUCUUUGUCCCUUUUCUUUCCUUUUUCUUCUUUUUCUUAUUUGUCUUUUUGUCCUCUUUGUCUCUCUUCUUUUCAUUCUUCUUCUUCUCCUCCUCCUUCUUCUUUUUCUUCUUCUUCUCCUUCUUCUUCUUCUUCUUCUUCUCCUACUUCUUCUUCUUCUUAUUUAAAUUUUUCAUUAUUUCUUUCUAUCAUUUUUGUUUCUUUCUUUCUUGUUUGCAAAUCUUACUUUCUUUCUUUCUUUCUUAUUUACAAAUCUUUCUUUCUUUCUUGUUUACAAAUCUUUCUUUCUUUCUUUCUUUCUUAUUUACAAAUCCUUCUCUAUUUCUUUCUUAUUUACAAAUCUUUCUUUCUUUCUUUUUUUAUUUACAAAUUUUUCUUUCUUAUUUACAAAUCUUUCUUUCUUUCUUAUUUACAAAUCUUUCUUUCUUUCUUUCUUACUUUUUUUAUUUACAAAUCUUUUUUUCUUUCUUUCUUAUUUACAAAUCCUUCCGUCUUUCUUUCUUUCGUAUUUACAAAUCUUUCUUUCUUUCUUUCUUAUUUACAAAUCUUUCUUUCUUUCUUUCUUUCUUUCUUAUUUACAAAUCCUUCUUUCUUUCUUUCUUUCUUUCUUUCUUUCUUUUUUUUUUAUUUUUCUUUCUUUCUUUCUUUCUUUCUUUUUAUUUCCAAAUUUCUUUUUGUUUGUUUUCUUUCUUUCUUUCUUUCUUUCUUCUUUUUUUUUACAAAUCUUUCUUUUCUUUCUUUUCUUUCUUUCUUUCUUUUUUUUCUUUCUUUUUUCUUAUUUUCUUCUUUCUUUUUUUUUUUUUCUUCUUAUUUCCAAAUCUUUUCUUUCUUCUUUUUUCUUUCUUUCUUUUUUCUUUUUUUUCUUUCUUUCUUUCUUUCUUUUUUUUUUUUUUCUUUUUAUUUUUUUUUCUUUCUUUCUUUCUUUCUUAUUUCCAAAUCCUUCUUUCUUUCUUUUCUUUUCUUUCUUUCUUUUUUCUUUUUAUUUCUUUCUUUUCUUUCUUUCUUUCUUUCUUUUUUUCUUUCUUUCUUUUUUUUCUUUUUUCUUUUUCUUUUCUUUUUUCUUUCUUUCUUAUUUCAAAUCUUUCUUUCUUUCUUUCUUUUUUUUCUUUCUUUCUUUCUUUCUUUCUUUCUUUUUUAUUUAUUUCUUCUUUUCUUUCUUUCUUUCUUUUUAUUUACUUUCUUUUCUUUCUUUCUUUCUUUCUUUUUUUCUUUCUUUCUUUUCUUAUUUCCUUUUUCCUUUUUUCUUUUUUCUUCUUUUCUUUUCUUUCUUUUUUCUUUCUUUUUUUCUUUCUUUCUUUUUUUCUUUCUUUCUUUCUUUUCUUUCUUUCUUUCUUAUUUACAAAUCUUUUUUCUUUUUUUUCUUUUCUUUCUUCUUUUCUUUUAUUUAUUUUCUUUCUUGUUUUUUUCUUUUCUUUUCAAAUUUUCUUUUUCUUUCUUUCUUUCUUUUCAAAUUUUUCUUUCUUUCUUAUUUCUUUUUUUUCUUUCUUAUUUACAAAUCUUUCUUUCUUUCUUAUUUUCUUCCUUCUUUCUUUUCUUUCUUUCUUAUUUUUUUUUUCUUUCUUUCUUUCUUUCAAAUUUUUCUUAUUUCUUUCUUUUUUUUUCUUUCUUUCUUUCUUUCUUUUUCUUUCUUUCUUUCUUAUUUAAAUUUUUCUUUCUUUUCUUUCUUUUUUUUUUUUUACAAAUUUUUCUUUCUUUCUUUCUUUCUUUUCUUUUUUUACAAAUCCUUCUUUCUUUUCUUUCUUUUACAAAUCCUUCUUUCUUUUCUUUUUUCUUUUUUUACAAAUCUUUCUUUUCUUUCUUUUUUCUUUUCUUUUUUCUUUCUUUUUUCUUUCUUUUCUUUCUAUUUUACAAAUGCUUUUUUUUUCUUUCUUAUUUACAAAUCCUUCUUUCUUUUUUUUCUUUCUUUUUCUUUCUUAUUUCUUUUUCUUUCUUUUUUUUUUCUUUCUUUUUUUCUUUUUUUAUUUCUUUUUACUUUCUUUUCUUUUUUAUUUCUUUCUUUCUUUUUUCUUUCUUAUUUCUUUUCUUUCUUUCUUUCUUUCUUUCUUUCUUAUUUACAAAUCCUUCUUUCUUUCUUUCUUUCUUUCUUUCUUAUUUACAAAUCCUUCUUUCUUUCUUUCUUAUUUACAAAUCUUUCUUUCUUUCUUUCUUUCUUUUUCUUUUUUACAAAUCUUUCUUUCUUUCUUUCUUUAAAUUUUCUUUUUCUUUCUUUCUUUCUUAUUUACAACUUUCCUUCUUUUUUUUCUUUCUUAUUUACAAAUCUUUCUUUUUCUUUCUUUUUUUUUUUUUUUUCUUUUUCUUUCUUUCUUAUUUACAAAUUUUCUUUCUUUUUUUUUUCUUUUUUAUAUUUUUCUUUCUUUCUUUAUUUUUUUUUACAAAUUUUUUUUCUUUCUUUUCUUUCUUUCUUUUUUUCUUUCUUCCUUUUUUCUUUUCUUUCUUUCUUAUUUACAAAUCUUUUCUUUUCUUUCUUUUUUUUUCAACUUUUUUUUUUUUUCUUUCUUUCUUAUUUACAAAUCUUUCUUUCUUUCUUUUUUUUUUUCUUUUUUUCUUUUCUUUUUCUUUCUUUUUUUUUUCUUUCUUAUUUACUUUCUUUUCUUUUCUUUCUUUCUUAUUUACUUUUUUCUUUCUUUUCUUUUUUUUUUAUUUUUUUCUUUUCUUUCUUUUUUUAUUUUUUUCUUUCUUUUCUUUUCUUUUUUUUAUUUACAAAUCCUUUCUUUCUUUUCUUUCUUAUUUACAAACUUUUCUUUCUUUUUUAUUUCUUCCUUUUUUCUUUCUUUCUUUCUUUCUUUUCUUUCUUUCUUAUUUCUUUCUUUUCUUUCUUUUUUAUUUUUCUUCUUUCUUUCUUUUCUUUUUUCUUUUUUCUUUCUUUCUUUCUUAUUUUUUUUCUUUCUUUCUUUCUUUUUCUUUCUUUCUUUUCUUUUUUUCUUUCUUUCUUUCUUUUCUUAUUUUUUUUCUUUUCUUUCUUUCUUAUUUCAAAUCUUUUUUCUUUUUUUCUUUAUUUUCUUAUUUUCUUUUUUCUUCUUUCUUUUUUUAUUUUCUUUCUUUUUUUCUUUCUUUCUUAUUUACAAAUUUUUUUUCUUUCUUUCCUUUCUUUCUUUCUUUCUUUCUUAUUUACAAAUUUUCUUUUCUUUUUCUUUCUUUCUUAUUUCUUUCUUUUUUUUUCUUUCUUAUUUUUUCUUUUCUUUCUUUUUUUCUUUCUUUUUUCUUUCUUAUUUUCUUUCUUUCUUUCUUUCUUUCUUAUUUUCUUUCUUUCUUUUCUUUCUUUUCUUUUCUUUCUUUUUCUUUCUUUUCUUUCUUUCUUUCUUUUCUUUCUUUCUUUUUACAAAUCCUUCUUUCUUUUCUUUUCUUUCUUUCUUUCUUUCUUUCUUUCUUUCUUUUUUUCUUUCUUUUUUUUCUUUUUUUUAUUUUCUUUUUCUUUCUUUCUUUCUUUCUUUUCUUUCUUAUUUUCAUUUCUUUCUUUCUUUCAACAUUUUCUUUCUUUCUUUUUUUCUUUCUUUCUUUCUUUCUUAUUUUUUUUUUCUUUCUUUCUUUCUUUUUUUUCUUUUUACAAAUUUUUUCUUUCUUUUUUUUCUUUCUUAUUGUUUCUUUCUUUCUUUCUUUCUUUUCUUUCUUAUUUUCUUUUUUCUUUCUUUCUUUUCUUUUCUUUCUUUUUUUCUUUUCUUUUCUUUUUUUCUUUCUUAUUUUCUUUCUUUUUCUUUUUUUUUCUUUCUUUCUUUUUUUUUCUUUCUUAUUUCUUUCUUUUUUUUUUUUUUUCUUAUUUACUUCCUUUUUUCUUUCUUUCUUUUCUUUUUUUUCUUUUUUUCUUUUUUUCUUUCUUUUCUUUCUUUCUUUCUUUUUCUUAUUUACAAAUCCUUCUUUCUUUCUUUCUUUCUUUCUUUUACAAAUCCUUUUCUUCUUUUUCUUUCUUUUUCUUUUUUCUUUCUUUCAAAUUUCUUUCUUCUUGUUUUUCUUUUUUCUUUCUUUCUUUCUUUCUUUUUACAAAUCUUUCUUUCUUUCUUUUUCUUUCUUUAUUUUCUUUUCUUUUUUUUUUCUUUUUUUCUUUUCUUUUUUUUUUUCUUUCUUUCUUUCUUUCUUAUUUACAAAUCCUUCUUUCUUUCUUUCUUUCUUUCUUUUCUUUCUUUCUUUCUUUCUUAUUUACAAAUCCUUCUUUCUUUCUUUCUUAUUUACAAAUCUUUCUUUCUUUCUUUCUUAUUUACAAAUCUUUCUUUCUUUCUUAUUUACAAUUCCUUCUUUCUUUCUUUCUUAUUUACAAAUCUUUCUUUCUUUCUUUCUUUCUUAUUUACAAAUCCUUCUUUUUCUUUCUUUCUUUUUUACAAAUCUUUUUUCUUUCUUUCUUAUUUACAAAUCUUUCUUUCUUUCUUUCUUUUUAUUUACAAAUCCUUCUUUCUUCUUUCUUUUUCUUUCUUUCUUUUUUUCUUUCUUUUUUCUUUCUUUUCUUUCUUUUCUUUCUUUCUUUCUUUCUUUUUUCAAAUCCUUCUUUCUUUCUUUCUUUUUUUCUUUCUUUCUUUUCUUUUUUUCUUUCUUUUCUUUUUUAUUUACAAAUCCUUUCUUUCUUUCUUUUUCUUUCUUAUUUACAAAUCCUUCUCUUUCUUUUUUCUUUCUUUCUUUCUUUCAAAUCCUUUUUUUCUUUCUUUCUUUCUUUCAUUCUCUUUUUCUUUCUUAA
Molecule: messenger RNA, 4881 nt
Organism: Acanthosepion pharaonis
Lineage: Eukaryota; Metazoa; Mollusca; Cephalopoda; Sepiida; Sepiidae
Source: the annotation of a GenBank genome assembly